GGAGCUCAGUCGGGGUUUGGUGGAUACAGGGAAACGAUACGGCGUAUAGUACGCUGAUCGAGUUAUCCAAUAGAUGUGGAGUUGUUGUUAUUGCUGUGUUUAUUUUCGUUGUCUUAUGCUUUAGUCCAUAUAAAGCUCUGUAAGAUGGAAAAUUCUGCAUAUGUACCAAAUCACCUUCCACCACCUGCUCUUGUCGUCUUCUCUCAGGCUGGAGGGCUUCCAGAGGCUCUGAGAAUGCAGAGGCCCUUUAAUCCCCAGGUCCCAGAAGCAAAAGACCUGCACGUCCCUUUUGGCAGUGCUACUGUUGCCGGUUUUGGCCUGCGGCACGUUGAUAGCUACCCAGGGCUGCCAGCUCACUUGCUUCAUCACCUGCAACCACAGUUUGUGCACCCAGCCCUGGAUCCCAGGCUUCCAUUUGGCUCUGCAGGAGCUGGUGCCUUCCGUCCUCUGGGGCGAGGGCACCCAGGUGCUGGUGAUAUGGAGACUGGGGGGCUGUCUGCUUUUGCACCUCCAGCUCCUACACUGUCUAGUUCUGGUAACCGAAGUGAGGGCCUGGCGGGCUCUGUCUCACCAAACAGUACACCGCCUCUGCAGCCCCGUGUAAAGGAGGAGGGUUCGGACACACCACUGUCAGAAGACAGAGACCGUGAUGGCACACUCACUCCUGGAUCCUUAUCGGAAGGCAAUGUUGCAGACCGGCUUACACCAGAGGAGGGACGUGGCUAUAGACGGAAGAAGAAGCUGCAGGCGGAGGCGUCGUGCUGCCCGGUGUGCGGCGUGACGCUGCGCGCGGGCGAGCUGGAGGCGCACUACGCGCACGAGCUGCAGCGCCUCUACAAGUUGGGCGGCGCGCGCGCCAGGCGGCCGCCCCCGCCUCCCCCGCCGGGGCCCGCUGCCGCCGCCGCAGCCGCCGCCGCCGCCUCUGCCUCCGCCGACGGCACGCACGAGGGUCGCUGGGAGACUUACCAGCGGAUCAAGGCGAACCGACAGAGCAGGCUGCGCUUGAAGAACCGCAAGCGCAAGGCGGACGAGGCGACGUGCCCCGUGUGCAGCGAGCGUCUCUCAGGAAGCGCCGACGAGCUCAACGCGCACGUAGACGCCUGCCUGCGCAAGCACGGCGACGGCGACGGCGAUUCGGACGAGCCGGUGGACGUGGAGGGUGGCGUCUUCACGGAGUACGAGUGGGCGGGGCAGCGGCGUGUGCGCGCGUCCGCGCUGCUCGUGGGCGGCUACGCGGCGGCCGGGCUGGCGACGGCCGCGACCACGACCGACGACGCCGAUCACGGGGACCUGGUCGUCGACGGCGACGACUCCGCCACGCUGGGGCCCGCGCAGUACUCGGAGGCCGACGUGCUGCUGCCCGCCGCCGCGGCGCGCGAGCGGCGAGCGCUGCGACACGCCCUGCUCAGGGAAGAGGCGGAGGGCGACGGCGAGGCGGCUGGCGCGGCCGCGGGCGCGGGCGCGGGCGCGCACCCCAGCGACCCCGCGCCAGACCGCGACCAGCUGGUCGAGGCGCUCAAGGCGCGCAUCCGACAGCUCGAGGCGGACGCCUCCAGCGCCGACAAGUUCAAAUGCCUCAUCUGCAUGGAACGUUACAAGAAACCUGUCAUAUCCAUAUGCUGCUGGCAUGUUCAUUGCGAAGAAUGCUGGCUGCGUACUCUGGGUGCAAAGAAGCUGUGUCCUCAGUGCAAUAUGAUAACAUCACCAUCGGAUCUGCGGAGGAUUUACAUGUGAUCGCCCCUAGCUGAUACUCUGGCGACCGCCAUCCAUUUUGUUGAAGAAGUAACUCCAGUGGAAACACGUGCUACAUCUCUCUGAAGUGGAACAUCCCUUGGCUUUCUUCGGUUUGCGACAUAGCGUAUUUAUGAAACUACGGACUGAUGGAUUUGUUGGUGCACUGCAGAGAGAUGAAGCUUUUAUUUGCGGAUAGCUGCAACUUCACAGCACAGUUGGAAGAUUUAUGUGUCAAUGCGUUCCUUGUACGAAGGUGAGUUGCAGCUACGGCUUGUGAGUUACGGCGUCAAGAAUGAAUACACGAGUCAAAGCGACGUUCUUUGACUGGCUUGCAAGAGACAAAGGCGGUAGUGCCGUCAAUCGUGAUAAGCUGCAAUUUACUUCAGUCGAUUUUGAAGUAACUGGCAUUCGUAAGAUUUGACAAUGUGCGUGAAAGCUCAGUGUCGUACGUACAAUGGCUAACGAUUUAGGGAGGAAACGAGUGCAUCGUAAUUAUGCAGGACUGUUGUUAAACUCAAGAACAGAAGCGUCAUCUGUGUGAGCGUGUGGAUUCUCGCCGGUAACUGGAGGCCCACCUGAUCGAUUGCGGACGGGACAGAAGAUCCGAGUGGGCAAGUUGGAAAUUAAUGUGUGGGAGCUGUGCCAGCCCCUCAUGUAUUCGUAUUUGUUGAGACAGUUGGUCUGUUCUUUGUAAUGAGACGACGAGGUUCCGCAGAUCGUGAACCUCCUCCGGCUUUGUGAGGAUCUUAAAAAGUCUGAGCUCAACGAAUUAAAUAGCAAUACUGAUUCGCGACUCGCAUUUGACAAAUCACCACAGAAGCCUCCCACUAAGGUCGCGCGCGCAAAUUUCAUUUAUAAACCUCUCUUUAUUUAACCACUGCAAAAUGUGUUUUGGCUUCAAUCGUCCUUCGUCUCAUAAAUGUUUGUGUGGCCAUCCUACUGACGUAGUGUACAUGCACAUUCCCGAAUAAUACUUACUGAAGCAAUGUCGCGUUACCCGAUCUUGUUGACGAAUAUGUAUGGCAGAUUCACCGUAUGUAUUUGUCACAUUUUACGUUCUCUGUGUAUAUUAAGUCUGUGAGGCCCUUACUACAGUCAAACAGAAAAUGGUUUUAAUUAUGCAAAACACGUACCGGUAUUUUUAACGAAUUCACGAUUGGUAUAAUUGUUCUAGAAACGUUAAUUACCUCUCGUCACUGACUGUUGUCGAAAGAUUAGCUGUCUGGCAGACUGUGCAUCCCAGCUACAUUUCUAAAAUAAAAGUUGAUUUUUAUUAUAAAGUGAACUUUCUUACCAAAAUAAAACUAUACCAAUUAAUAAUGAGAAAAUAUUUACAACGUGACAACCCUCAGUUAUGGGUCCUAUAUCCUAUCACUUUUGCAAAAUAUAUAACUUACAGUAAACACCUUGCCGAGCGCCCAUGUACAGUGUCGAAUAAUAUGCCAAAUAGCAACCUUGAUGAGACUUGAAUAGCAGAGCACCAUCUGAAAGCAGACGGCUAUGGACCGAUUGUAUUAGAUAGAAUUCCGUCUAGAAAAUUACCCGAUAUGAACCUUGUAACUCAGCCCCACUUCCUGCUCACGUAGUCUGCUUUUAUUAUUACUGACAAAGCUGUUUCGAAACGUCCUUAAUUAUCAGUCUACGUGUGCUGGCUAUUGUGUAUCCGAAACGUCCAUGAAGAUAAAACUGUGUGGACCAGAGAGCUGCUUUAGUGCUUAGCGGUACACUGCUGCUCCCUUCGGUGGCACCAGAGUUACUACACACAUUUUCCAGGGUAGUUCUUUGAUUCACAACUUGAAUAUUUCUCUUUAAAAAAUUGGUUUUUCUUGGUAAUAGUUCAUCGCAGACAAUCGGCUGUGGGAAUGUGUAAGUCGGAUCCUUCCAUCAGAAGCAGUUUGUCAAUUAAAAAGUAAAUUCCAAACUAACUGACGAAAACAGUUUUCAGUUGUUUCGACAGUUCUGGCCAAAUCUAGAUUUUAUCUGAUCGUUCUAAUAUCGUAUCAGAGUACACUAUGAAAUUUACAGAGGAAAUUAAAUUCUGUUAACUUGAUCUGCACGGUAAUGGGGGAAACUCAACGUCGUAAAUUCUGUAUACACACAGAGCCUUUUAUUUAACAUCUUGGUUCUACAUAUUAAUUACAGAAAUCUAUGUACCGUUUACGAAACCACCAGUUUGACGUUUAAGUGUUGCAGUUAGAUCAGAAAAUCGUCGUUGCUCUAAAAGUAAGUUGGCAAAGUGAGAAGAAAUUCAACUAACUGCGUUUAAUUGCUUCCUAUGCUGUCAGUAUGCCAGCUCACUCGGUGAGAAAAAUACUUAAUUAAAUAAAGUCAGACUGCAGGAACGUCAUGUCGAACUGAAAAAUGUAAACAUAAACAAACUGAAUUGUUCGUGUAGGGAUUCUGUGUGACUUAAUGACUAUAUGUUAGGAAUAGCCAGUAAAAAGUUUUGCUUCCCAGAAACUAUGUCUUUCCAUAAUAUGAAAAGUACGUGUCUCAGUGUGCGAGAAAACAACUCGUGCAGAAUAUAGGGACAGUAAAAAUAACCUAGAGUCCCAAAGGUAACAGAAUUAAGAUUAACCUAAAUCGGUGUGAACUGGAGAUAAGACAAACCGAGUCUGCAGUGACGACGGUUCGGGAGGAAUAUAUCGAUGGUAGCCAAUAAAAACCCCGCAACUCCAUAUGUUGGUGAAAACGUCGUAAUUCCAGUAACCAGUAACUCCAUAAUCAGAGAGAGAUUUGAAAGUGUGGUAAUUUCGCUAAUCUGUCAAUAACUAGGUUUCUACUAUCCAGUUACAUAUGCAGCAACUUUCUGUAUCACUUUAUAUUAUUUUUUAAGAAACCGUUUUUGCUUCUCUUGCAAGAUUUAAAAAAAAUGGAGCUACGAGAUUUUCGUUGCCUAUUAUCGAUAUGUACAUGUGUUCGCGAACGCAUAAUCCUGCCUAAGAUCAAUUAUACAUUUUUGUUACAUCAAAGGAUUGAUGCAGUAUUUGAGUAGUGUGUCACUGACAUUUAAAAGCGCGUAGAUAGGUAUGAUUCAAAAGCGAAAACUUCGAGAUUAGUAGAUGUGGAUUGCUCGUGCCUUCCUACCCUUCUACCGUAAUACAUUCCGAAGGAGACACGUUGGAUCUGUCUGAAACCGCUUACAUGGAACGUUGCAGACCACAUGAGAACUAGUGUGGCUGAAUCAAACCGUAAUUAUGAGACUGACAGCGUGAGUUCUGUAUGUGCGACACGUCGGCAUGUCUCUCUUUUGGCCAGAAAACAUAAUGUAGUGUUACUAGAGGAAACAACUCCUAAUACGUAAUGGCGACUUCCAGUGGGAUUAUGGAACUAUGUUCGAACGCAUAAACGCAGGGAAAAGUUUUGAGAACAUCUGUGUUUAUGUUGCGUGUCCUCUGUCCUUAUAUAAAAUGCCAGCAGUUGCACUAAUAUAGCCAUCCACAAGUUUUGUUAAAGUAAAUUUGGUCCAUUUUUUUUUUUUUUUUUUUUACUGCUGUCGAAGUAGGGUUCUACAGGCCCGUCUGCUUAGAAGUACCCGGCAGGCAUUCAGUUUGGCGGAAGACUUUCUUGGAGAGGUUAACAAUACUCUCUGUGACUCUGGCAGGGACCACGACCAUUUUACGUUCAUUACGGAGCACCGAAUAUUUAUCUGUAACCUGGGUGUGCUGUUUGUGUAAUAGAAUGCAUGUUCACGUGUUAAAUUAUAUGAAAAUUUUCAUCACAUUAGUUAGAUUUUGUUUUCUGGAUGUCGUAACUGGCAAUGGCAUGGCAGAAACUGUAAAGCUUUGGCAAUUUCCACUCAGUACUACAGCUAACUAGUUCUCGAUAUACCGUGCGACUUCCCUUUGUUGGCUGUGUUCUAGUUUAUUAUACUCCCCAUUCAGAGAAGAAGAAAUUGAAAACAAUUCUUUUUAGUUGCAACCCAGUCCUACCGUCCUCCCUCAACUGAACAUCAGCGACGUGGAUCUUAAAUUCUGACAUUUCGAAAUGAAACGCUUGUGUUGCAGUUCAUUAUACGUAUUUCGUGCUGAAGCAAACAUUAUUAAAAAGGGUUUGACAUAUUUUAUGUGGCGCUAACGUUUUUUGUAUCUAAGGACGAGUAGCAGUACCUUUCCAAGAAUUGUUUCUCCAGGUUAAAAGGCAAGAUUUAAUUGGAAUCGUCUGUGAAAUUUGAUGUAAAACGUGAUUAUUGUUAAAGAAACAGUAAAUAACGCGAACAUCUGCGAAUAAAUAUACUGCAUAUGGCCCCACCAGAAAGGCAAUUUUCGUCAUAUAUGUUGUUGUGGCAAGAGUUCACGUUAAUACAGAGAUUUAUGAAUUUUUCCCGUUGUUUAUAUGGCCAUUGGACACCUUACUGACGUAAUAUUCAUGUGUGCCUGUUUACUAGUCCAUGUAAUGUUGUGGUUGAGAUACCUCCUGUUACAGCAUUAAACUGUAGUUUCCUUUCUGUUUUACAAGACAGCUUUAAUGAAAUAUGUGCAUAAUAUUACUCAACAGACUCACGUUUAUAAAUCUGAACCUUACAGUUGUAUAUUCUUUCACUUACUUUUACACAACAGUCAUGUUGCAUUGUCUCAGUAGAAUCUUUUUGUGAUUCACAUAUUUGUUUAAGUUCGUGACACAAGGAUAAAAUGUCUAUGUUCUCAAUUCAAAAUAAUUUACUGUUUAUGCAAUUAGAUUUAAUUAUCUCUGUCAUUUUCAUCUCAAGGACUUAACUCCAACCCGAUGUUGGAGAAAAUUUAAAAUCAAACAGAAAUCAGUAUUUACCGAUAAUGAAUUAUUGUGGUAUAAUGUAUUUGAAUACCUUACAGCCAAGUGCCCAUUUCUUCAAUUUAUAUCUGUCAUAACUGUCAAUACAUAAAAAUAUGUGUGUGAAGUUCUACUAAUGUCACAAUCCGAGUUUCAGUUUGGCACAACCUUUUCUCAUUGCAAAGUUGGUUCUGUAUCUUGAUAAUUAAUUCCUAAAUACCGUAAAUCACACAGUGUGGUAUAAUGGUGUAUUUAAUUCGUAUUGCAAAUAUAUAAAUGUAUACAUACAGUCAACGCUACAUGUUCGGUAUCAUAUGCAUUUUGCCCUAACGCCAAAACGGCAGAUUAAGCUUACAUAUGUGUUGUGUCUUUAAAGCUAUUAUGACUAAAUGCAGUAGCAAAUUGUUUCCAGACCUGUAAUAGAAUAAAUAUUUGAAAUAUUAAA
Molecule: messenger RNA, 6928 nt
Organism: Schistocerca piceifrons (Central American locust)
Lineage: Eukaryota; Metazoa; Arthropoda; Insecta; Orthoptera; Acrididae
Product: E3 ubiquitin-protein ligase RNF220-like
Exons: 10
Coding region: 145-1734 (529 amino acids)
Biological process (GO): protein ubiquitination; DNA repair
Molecular function (GO): metal ion binding; ubiquitin protein ligase activity; DNA binding
Source: RefSeq, a predicted model, not a curated record